UUGUAAAGUGACAGACUUCGGAAUGGCCAGAGAUGUGCAGCAGGAAAAUAUUUAUGAACGAAAGACUAAGGGCCGUCUUCCAGUGAAGUGGACAGCUUAUGAGGCCUUGAUGUAUGGUAAAUAUACCACCAAAAGUGAUGUAUGGAGUUAUGGAGUUUUGCUGUACGAGAUUUUUACCAUAGGUGGUUCACCUUACCCACGAAUGGAUGGCAGAAAAAUUGCAAACUUACUUCAGGAUGGAUACAGGAUGCCUAAACCACAACACGUCGAUGAAGAAUUGUAUCAGAUUAUGAUGAAAUGCUGGAAGAAUGACCCAGAUGCAAGACCAACUUUUACUGAAUUGAAAAAUCAGCUUAAGGACAUGGAAACCCUACACAAGAAGCUGAUCAACAUGACUAUGUACGACAAGCAGUUGUAUGCAAACGUCGAGGAUUUAAUAGUGUAG
This is a messenger RNA of Pocillopora verrucosa, 445 nucleotides long. The record is from RefSeq and is a predicted model, not a curated record. NCBI's taxonomy places the organism in Eukaryota, Metazoa, Cnidaria, Anthozoa, Scleractinia, Pocilloporidae.